AUUUAUUGUCCAACAAAGGCGGCUUUUCGGAUUUUUCGGACAGAAUAUGGAUUGUAGCCUUUAUAUGCUGUUUUAAUUGUAAUUAUUACUCAUAUUUCUUGGGGCUUUGAGGACCGUUUGUUCACAAAUACUCUCAAUCAAUAAAUUACGUCAGCUACGCUAGCUGUAACCGGGCUGUAAUGUCUUUUGGUACUGAUCCUCGUCUUGGCUAUUCUGGAAUGUGUGAAGACCCGUCUGUUUGUCGUGACUAUCUGCGAAAUGUUUGUAAACGUGGCAAAAAGUGCAAAUAUAAGCAUCCAUCACCUGAAGAAUGCGAGAGGCUUCGUCGUUUCGACAAGACGUUUUGUCAUGACUUUCAAAAUUCAACUUGUCGCCGUUUGAAUUGCAAAUUUUUGCAUUACACAAAGGAAGAAGAGGAGGUGUUCCGGCGUACUGGUUAUCUACCCAAUGAUGCACAGUGGUCUCAUCGCUCAGCCUCAAAUAGUUAUGAUGAAAAAACACCAAUCUGCAAGGAUUUCGCCAAUGGAGCCUGUAAUCGAGGAGCUAAUUGUAAAUAUCGCCAUGUCACCACACAGCAGACACAAGAAGUAGUAAAUCCUACUCUCUAUAAUCAGUCAAAUUUACAGGAAGCUAGCUAUGUCAGUGAAAACACACCAGCUGCACAUAUUGAUCCUUCUCUGUUCAGCAAUUCAACUCAUUUCAGCCAACCGUCUCUGAUAAAUAAUGCAGUCAUUGUAUCGCCUACAAAUUCAGUCUUAAAUCCUGUAAGCAAUGCAUAUAUUCCUGGUGUUUCUUCACAUUCACUUAUGGGUCUUAUUAGUAAUACGUCUACAGGACAACCUACUCUGUAUGCUCAUUCAUCGCUGGUCUCAAUUACCAGUGCUCCUCAUAUUAGUCCUUGUUCUUCUGUCAUCACAGUUGCUGCUAGUCCCACACAACAUCCGAAUUUUACUUGUAAUGUGAGCAAUAAUAGUUUAAUCCAAUCUCAGGCGGCUAUAGCUUGUUCUACACAACAUCAUGCUGUUGUAACUGGUGUGUUACCAGCCCAUCCGUCAAUAUCAUCUGCAUCUGCAACCUAUUAUCCAUCUUAUGGUGUAUUUCAUAUUAAUCAACCCCCUGUAGAGAAUUGUGAUCAACAACAGGUUACAGCGGUUGAGAUGCAAAAACAAAUUCACGAAACUAGACCUUCAAGAUGUCCAACAUCAACAGCAACAGAAACCACUAGAAUGACACCAGUUUCUGCUACAACGACGAAGACGGCGACAACCUCAGUUACAUCGGUGUCUUCGUCAACAACAGCUGUAUUGGCUGCUGCAGCAGCUGCUGGUUAUAUUGCACAACAUUUACCUGUUAUUGGUUCCAAUAGUCUAUCUACUGGAAGUAAUGUAUCUCAAGAGCACAGUAAUUAUAUGAAUAGUAAAACUGGUAAUCCAUCGAAAGGUGUAAGUGUACAUGAAUCGGCUAUAGCAGCUGCAGCAAAUCUACCAACAGUGUCGGCUGCGGCUGCAGCCGCCGUAGCAGCAGCUGCUGCAUUCGCUUGUUCCACUUCGAUGUCACAAAAUUCGAAGUAUCAUUCUAUGCUUCCAAGUAAUCAAACAAAGUUCAAUGAUUUGGAUAUGGAGUCUAGUUCAUCAAUUCCUUCGCCUCGUAUUAUUACCAGCAAUAAUAAUAAUAAUCAUAAUCAUAAUAAUAAUAAUAACAGUAAUAGUAAUAACAACAAUAAUCAUUCUAAUCACACCAAUAGUAGUAACAACAACAUGACCUUGAUGAGUAAUACAGAGUCAUGUUCUUGUCAAAACUCACCACACAAACUAGACAUUCAUAGUAUUCAUAACAAUAAUAAUGAUUGUAACACGAAAAUAAACACAAUGACUGCAUGUUUUCAAAAUCAUCCACACUGUUCAGGCAGAGAAUCAUUAUAUCCGCACGAUAAUAAUCCCAAUAAUGGCGGUAAUAAUAACAAUCACAAUAAUAAUAAUAGUAGUAGUACCACUGGUAACUCUAUUAAAUCAAUAUCUUCAAUAGAUUGUAUAUCUAAUUCUAUGCCUUCCUCAUCGGAAUACUUGAAUCCAGCUGAUGAAGAGCAAGCGAAAACAGCAGCUGCUGUCGCUGCCGCAGCAUGUAUUGGCGCUAUUUUCUCUCAACCAAUGGCUGCUGCAGCAGCAGUUGCAGCUAGUGGUGCAGCAGGUGUUGGCAACUCAGCUCCAUCAUCAGUUGCUGCAAUGCUUGGAAAUUUAAUUGGUUGUAAUGAGAAAGAUAUUAUGCAUGCUGUUCAAUCGUCAUCGACGUUAUCAUCGGCGUCGGCGUCAUCAGCAGCGGCCUCAUCUUCGUAUGCCGGAGCAUCGUUAUUAUCCAACUCAUCUAGACAUAAUAACUGUUCUGUUAGCAAUAAAUGUGAUUCUGAUGCUACUACAGUUAUCAACCGUUGCCCACAGCAGCAACAACAACAACAGGUUUCUAAAGUUGAUGAGAAAAGUUCCAAAGAUGAUCAUCAAAACGAACAUGGCGGUACUGGUGGUGGUGGUGUAGGCGUUAGUAAUAAUAAUAAUAAUAAUAAUUCGAUGGAUCAAAAUAAUCUUCAGUCGAAUACUGUCAACAUUUCUUCAUCGUUGUAAGUGUUCAAAUACCUUAUUGGAUCAUAAUAAUCCACAUUCUCUUCAAGAUACAAUUACCUCAGAUUCAAGCAAUUGGUCCAGUCACCACCUUAAAAAUUUUUGUAUUAUUCAGGAUUACUCACACCACCACCACAAACACUGCAUUAGACCAUGGUAGACUUUGGUAAAUUUUCGCAUUUAUAAUUAUUUU
Trichobilharzia szidati is the source of this 2805-nucleotide messenger RNA. Lineage: Eukaryota; Metazoa; Platyhelminthes; Trematoda; Strigeidida; Schistosomatidae. The record is from the annotation of a GenBank genome assembly.